Molecule: messenger RNA, 734 nt
Organism: Toxotes jaculatrix (banded archerfish)
Lineage: Eukaryota; Metazoa; Chordata; Actinopteri; Toxotidae
Gene: ndufab1b
Product: NADH:ubiquinone oxidoreductase subunit AB1b
Exons: 5
Coding region: 41-511 (156 amino acids)
Biological process (GO): fatty acid biosynthetic process
Cellular component (GO): mitochondrion
Molecular function (GO): acyl binding; acyl carrier activity
Source: RefSeq, a predicted model, not a curated record
CGCCUUGCACGCUGGGAGCUACCAGUCACUUUUCUCCGUCAUGGCGGCCCGUGUCCUGCAGCAGUGUGUCCGCUCGCUCGCCCGGCCCUCGCUGAGGCUGUGCUCCGGUAACCUGGCAGUCAGAGCCGCUGCCGCACCGGCAGCUGCCAUUCACCGACCUCUCUCCUUUGCCGCAGACAGUCGGAGGACGCGGUGGCUCGAACAGAGCCGGAUCUCCUCGGUGGGUGUCUUGUGCCGACAGUACGGAGACCUGCCCCCCCUCACCCUAGAGACCAUCAAAGAACGCGUCAUGUAUGUGCUCAAGCUCUACGAUAAGAUCAAUCCUGAGAAGCUUCAGACAUCCUCCCAUUUCAUGAAAGAUUUGGGUCUGGACAGCUUGGACCAGGUGGAGAUCAUCAUGGCCAUGGAGGAUGAGUUUGGUUUUGAGAUCCCAGAUGCAGAAGCAGAGAAGUUGAUGACUCCUGAGGAGAUUGUACAGUACAUCGCAGACAAGAAGGAUGUUUAUGAAUAAUCUGUUCCGUAGUCCAACACAGGGAGAGGUUGACCUCAGCGUGAUCCACACAGGAAGUACUUGUGAAGCAGAUGGGAGCCAAAACAUUUUCCACGUCCUCUCCGUCAGCUCUUCUGUCUAUUACGGCAUUGUGCUGCCGUGUCUUGUGUUUAACUGUAUUUAAAUGAACAUGUGCUUUGGGAGCUUGGAGAUUAAACAAAAUAUUAAACAAGGUUCUAUCACA